This is a messenger RNA of Phasianus colchicus (ring-necked pheasant), 1818 nucleotides long. The record is from the annotation of a RefSeq genome assembly. NCBI's taxonomy places the organism in Eukaryota, Metazoa, Chordata, Aves, Galliformes, Phasianidae.
AUGGAAACAGCACUACUCCUAAAUUCAUUCAUACUACUGACCCUACUCAUUCUCUUCACCCCCAUCAUCCUGCCCCCCCUUCUUAAUAUUAAAAACACCCCACAAUCAAUCCCCAAAACCAUUAAAACUGCCUUCUUAAUCAGCCUCAUCCCAACAAUCAUUUUUCUCCAUUCAGAAAUAGAAAGCAUCACCACUUACUGAGAAUGACAACUCACCCAAAACUUCAAAAUCCCAAUCUCCCUAAAAAUAGACCUGUACUCCAUAACAUUCUUCCCCAUUGCACUCUUCGUAACCUGAUCAAUCCUAGAAUUCUCAACAUGAUACAUAGCUUCAGAACCCUUCAUCUCAAAAUUCUUCACCUUCCUCCUUAUUUUCCUCAUCGCCAUACUAACCCUUACAAUCGCAAAUAACAUAUUCCUUCUAUUUAUCGGCUGAGAAGGAGUAGGAAUCAUAUCAUUCCUCCUCAUUGGCUGAUGACAAGGACGAGCUGAAGCUAACACAGCCGCACUUCAAGCCAUAAUCUAUAAUCGAAUUGGAGACAUCGGUCUAAUCCUAAGCAUAGCAUGACUAGCCUCAACAUUAAACUCCUGAGAAAUCCAACAAACCAUUCAACCAAAUCAAACACCUACCCUCCCCCUUCUAGGCCUAAUCCUAGCCGCCACAGGAAAAUCAGCCCAAUUCGGCCUCCAUCCAUGACUUCCUGCAGCAAUAGAAGGUCCAACUCCAGUCUCCGCCCUACUCCAUUCCAGCACUAUAGUAGUAGCCGGAAUUUUCUUACUCAUUCGCACCCACCCCAUCUUAUCCUCAAACAAAUUAGCCUUAACCACAUGCCUAUGCUUAGGUGCCUUAUCAACAUUAUUUGCCGCCACUUGCGCCCUUACUCAAAAUGAUAUCAAAAAAAUCAUUGCCUUUUCCACCUCAAGCCAACUAGGUCUUAUAAUAGUCACAAUCGGACUAGACCUCCCCCAACUUGCUUUUCUCCACAUCUCAACCCACGCAUUCUUCAAGGCUAUGCUAUUCCUGUGCUCUGGCCUAAUCAUCCACAGCCUAAACGGAGAACAAGACAUUCGCAAAAUAGGAUGCCUUCAAAAAACCCUGCCAAUAACCACCUCUUGCCUAACCAUCGGCAACCUUGCCCUAAUAGGCACUCCAUUCCUAGCUGGCUUCUACUCAAAAGACCCAAUCAUCGAAAACCUAAACACCUCAUACAUCAAUACCUGAGCCCUCCUCCUUACUCUACUUGCCACAUCCUUCACCGCAACCUACAGCCUACGCAUAACCCUAUUAGUCCAAACAGGCCACACUCGAUCCCCCACAAUCACACCCAUCAAUGAAAACACAUCCUCAGCCAUCCUACCUAUCAUCCGACUAGCCUUUGGCAGCAUCAUAGCCGGUUUACUAAUCUCAUCCCUCACCCUCCCUACAAAAACACCCCCAAUAACCAUGCCUGCCAUCACAAAAACCGCCGCCAUCAUUGUCACAACCCUUGGAAUCAUCCUCGCCCUAGAACUCUCAAAUAUAACACACACCCUUACUCCUCCAAAGCAAAACCCUCUCAUAAACUUUUCCUCCUCACUAGGCUACUUCAACCCCCUAACACACCGUACUAACCCUACAAUCCUCCUUCACUCUGGACAAAAAAUUGCUACCCACCUAAUCGACAUAGCAUGAUACAAAAAAAUAGGCCCUGAAGGUCUUGCCAACCUCCACCUGAUUAUAAGCAAAACCUCAACCACCCUCCAUACAGGCCUAAUCAAAUCCUACCUAGGGUCCUUCGCCCUUACAAUCCUCAUUAUAAUCCUAAUAACCCCAAAAUAA